CUGGAUUUACCGUUCUUGGCCCCCCUAAGCCCCCCCGUGCGGGGGGCGACUGUGAUCGCUCUGGCGGUUGGAGGUCGGGGAGCGGCCCGGGCUCUGGCCAUGUUCUCGGAUGAGGAUUUCUGGAUCGCCCUGUGAAGAGGUCUCCCCGAGAGGGCCCUGCCCCGUCGGAGAGAGGGAUGGACAGCCAGAAGUCGCCUGGUGAGGAUAAAGAUUCAGAACCGGCAGCUGAUGGACCUGCAGCCUCCGAGGAGCCAGGUGCCGCUGAGCCAGACCUUCCCAACCCACGUGUGGGGGAGGUGUCUGUCCCCAGUUCUGGGAGUCCCAGACUUCAGGAGCCACCCCAGGGCUGCAGUGGGGGUCCAGUGCGGCGCUGUGCUCUCUGUAACUGCGGGGAGCCAAGUCUUCAUGGGCAGCGGGAACUGCAACGCUUUGAGUUGCCAUUUGACUGGCCCCGGUCUCCAGUGGUGUUACCUGGGGGGAACCCAGGACCCAGUGAGGCAGUGCUUCCCAGUGAGGAUCUAUCACAGAUUGGUUUCCCUGAGGGCCUUACACCUGCCCACCUAGGAGAACCUGGAGGGUCCUUCUGGGCACACCAUUGGUGUGCUGCAUGGUCAGCAGGCGUUUGGGGGCAAGAGGGCCCAGAACUAUGUGGUGUGGACAAGGCCAUCUUCUCAGGGAUCUCACAGCGUUGCUCCCACUGCACCAGGCUCGGUGCCUCCAUCCCUUGCCGUUCUCCUGGAUGUCCACGGCUUUACCAUUUCCCCUGUGCAACUGCCAGCGGUUCGUUCUUAUCCAUGAAAACACUGCAACUGCUUUGCCCGGAACACAGUGAGGGGGCUGCACAUCUGGAGGAGGCUCACUGUGCAGUAUGUGAGGGACCAGGGGAAUUAUGUGACCUGUUCUUCUGUACCAGCUGUGGGCAUCACUAUCAUGGGGCCUGCUUGGAUACUGCUUUGACUCCCCGCAAGCGUGCUGGCUGGCAGUGCCCUGAAUGCAAAGUGUGCCAAGCCUGCAGGAAACCUGGGAAUGACUCUAAGAUGUUGGUCUGUGAGACUUGUGACAAAGGAUAUCAUACCUUCUGCUUAAAACCACCCAUGGAGGAACUGCCUGCUCACUCUUGGAAGUGUAAGGCAUGUCGGGUAUGCCGGGCCUGUGGAACAGGUUCAGCAGAGCUGAAUCCCAACUCUGAGUGGUUUGAGAACUACUCACUCUGUCACCGCUGUCACAAAGCCCAGGGAGGUCAACCUAUCAGUUCUGUUGCUGAGCAGCAUUCGCCUGUCUGUAGGAGAUUUUCACCCCCAGAGCCUGGCGAUAUCCCCACUGAUGAGCCCGAUGCUCUGUGCGUUGCAUGCCAAGGGCAGCCAAAGGGUGGGCACGUGACCUCUAUGCAACCCAAGGAAUCGGGGCCCCUGCAAUGUGAAGCCAAACCACUAGGGAGAGCAGGGGCCCAACCUGAAUCCCGGUUGGAGACCACCCUAAAUGAGGAGAUGCCACUGCUGCCCCCACCUGAGGAGUCACCCCUGUCCCCACCACCUGAGGAAUCACCCACGUCUCCACCUCCUGAAGCCUCACGCCUGUCCCCGCCGCCUGAGGAAUCACCUGCUUCCCCACCGCCUGAGAUGUCACACCUGUCCUCUCCGCCUGAGGAAUCACCCCUUUCCCCACCGCCUGAAGAGUCUCCUCUGUCUCCCCCACCUGAAUCAUCACCUUUUUCUCCACUGGAAGAGUCACCCUUCUCUCCACCAGAAGCAUCACCCCCAUCUCCCUCACUUGAGACGCCCUUGUCCCCACCACCUGAAGCAUCACCCCUGUCUCCUCCAUUUGAGGAGUCUCCCUUGUCACCCCCACCUGAAGAAUUGCCCAGUUCCCCACCACCUGAGGCAUCUCGCCUGUCUCCACCACCUGAGGAGUCACCUAUGUCCCCUCCACCUGAAGAGUCACCCAUGUCUCCACCACCUGAGGCAUCUCGUCUGUUCCCACCAUUUGAAGAGUCUCCCUUGUCCCCUCCACCUGAAGAGUCUCCCUUGUCUCCACCUCCUGAGGCUUCACGCCUGUCCCCACCCCCUGAGGACUCACCCAUGUCUCCACCACCUGAAGACUCACCUAUGUCCCCCCCACCUGAGGUAUCAUGCCUGUCCCCACUGCCUGAGGUAUCACACUUAUCCCCCCUACCUGAGGUGUCACGCCUGUCCCCACCACCUGAGGAAUCUCCCUUGUCUCCGCCACCUGAGGAGUCCCCCACGUCACCUCCACCUGAGGCUUCACGCCUAUCCCCACCACCUGAGGACUCGCCCACAUCUCCACCACCUGAAGAUUUAUCUGCUUCUCCACCACCGGAGGACUCGCUCAUGUCCCUGCCACUGGAGGAGUCACCCCUGUCACCACUGCCUGAGGAGCUGAGACUCUGCCCCCGGCCUGAGGAGCCACACCUGUCCCCACAGCCUGAGGAGCCCCAACUUUGUUCCCAGUCUGAGAAGCUGCACCUGUCCCUGCAGCCUGAGGAGCCGAGACUCUAUCCCCAGCCUAAGGAGCUGCACCUGUCCCCACGGUCUGAGGAGCCGCACCUGUCCCCACGGCCUGAGGAGCCGCACCUGUCCCCACGGCCUGAGGAGCCGCACCUGUCCCCACGGCCUGAGGAGCCAUGUUUGUCCCCUGUGCUUGAGGAGCCAUGUCUAUCCUCUCAGCCUGAGAAACUACACCUAUCUCCUGUGACUGAGGAACCAUGCUUAUCCCCUCAGCCUGAGGGAUUGCUUACCCUCCAGCCUGAGGAGCCCCACCAGUCGCCUAUGCCUGAGGAGCCAUGCCUGACCCCCCAGCUUGAGGAACCAUGCCGAUCCCUUCAGCCUGAAGAGCCUCCUGAGGAGCCACACCUGUGCCCUGCAUCUGAGGAGUUGCCCUUGUUUCCCCCACCUGGGGAGCCUCCCUUGUCCCCCUUGCUUGGAGAGCCGGCCCUGUCUGAGCCUGGGGAACCACCUCUAUCCCCUCUACCUGAGGAGAUGCCCAUGUCCCCAUCAGGGGAGCCAUCCUUGUCACCUCAGCUGAUGCCAUCAGAUCCUCUUCCUCCUCCACUGUCACCCAUUAUUCCAGCUACAGCCCCACCAGCUCUGUCUCCUUUGGGGGAGUUAGAGUACCCCUUUGGUGCCAAAGGGGACAGUGAUUCUGAGUCACCAUUGGCUGCCCCCAUCCUAGAGACACCCAUCAGCCCUCCACCGGAAGCUAACUGCACUGACCCUGAGCCUGUGCCCCCAAUGAUCCUUCCCCCAUCUCCAGGCUCUCCAAUGGGACCUGCUUCUCCCAUCCUGAUGGAACCUCUUGCUCCACAGUGUUCUCCACUUCUUCAGCAUCCCCUCCCUCUUCCAGACUCCCCUCCUUCCCGGUGCUCCCCUCCUGCUCUGCCACUGUCCAUUCCCUCCCCAUUGAGUCCCAUGGGAAAGGCAAUGGAUAUCUCAGAUGAGGCUGAGUUGCAUGAGAUGGAGACUGAGAAAGGCCCAGAACCUGAGUGCCCAGCCUUGGAACCCAGUGCCACCAGUCCUCUCCCUUCCCCCAUGGGGGACCUUUCCUGCCCUGCCCCCAGCCCUGCCCCAGCUCUAGAUGACUUCUCCGGCUUGGGGGAAGACACAGCGCCUCUGGAUGGGACUGAUGCUCCUGGUUCACAGCCAGAGGCUGGACAGACCCCUGCCAGUUUGGCUAGUGAACCUAAAGGUUCCCCUGUGCUCCUGGACCCUGAGGAGCUGGCCCCUGUGACCCCUAUGGAGGUCUAUGGCCCAGAAUGCAAGCAGGCAGGGCAAGGAUCACCCUGUGAAGAACAAGAGGAGCCCCGUGUACCAGUGGCCUCCAUACCACCCACUCUCAUCAAAUCUGACAUUGUUAAUGAGAUCUCUAAUCUGAGCCAGGGCGAUGCCAGUGCCAGUUUUCCUGGCUCAGAGCCCCUGCUGGGUUCUCCUGACCCUGAGGGGGGUGGCUCCUUGUCUAUGGAGCUGGGGGUAUCUACGGAUGUUAGUCCAGUUCGAGAUGAGGGCUCCCUGCGACUCUGUACCGACUCGCUGCCAGAGACUGAUGACUCUCUAUUGUGUGAUGCUGGGACAGCUAUCAGCGGAGGCAAAGCUGAGGGGGACAAGGGGCGGCGGCGCAGCUCCCCAGCCCGUUCCCGAAUCAAACAGGGUCGCAGCAGUAGUUUCCCAGGAAGACGCCGGCCUCGAGGAGGAGCACAUGGAGGACGAGGGAGAGGACGGGCCCGGCUAAAAUCAACCACUUCUUCCAUCGAGACUCUGGUAGUGGCUGAUAUUGAUAGCUCUCCCAGCAAGGAGGAGGAGGAAGAAGAUGAUGACACCAUGCAAAAUACUGUGGUUCUUUUUUCCAACACAGACAAAUUUGUUCUAAUGCAGGACAUGUGUGUGGUAUGUGGCAGCUUUGGUCGGGGGGCCGAGGGCCACCUCCUGGCCUGUUCACAGUGCUCUCAGUGCUAUCACCCUUACUGUGUCAACAGCAAGAUUACUAAGGUGAUGCUGCUAAAGGGCUGGCGUUGUGUGGAGUGUAUCGUGUGUGAGGUGUGUGGCCAGGCCUCUGACCCUUCACGUCUGCUGCUCUGUGAUGACUGUGACAUUAGUUACCACACAUACUGCCUGGACCCCCCACUGCUCACCGUGCCCAAGGGUGGCUGGAAGUGCAAGUGGUGUGUGUCUUGUAUGCAGUGUGGGGCCGCUUCCCCUGGCUUCCACUGUGAAUGGCAGAAUAGCUAUACACACUGUGGGCCCUGUGCCAGCCUGGUAACCUGCCCUAUCUGUCAUUCACCGUAUGUUGAAGAGGACCUGUUAAUUCAAUGCCGCCAUUGUGAACGGUGGAUGCAUGCUCGCUGCCAGAGCCUACUCACUGAGGAUGAUGUGGAGCAGGCAGCUGAUGAGGGCUUUGACUGUGUCUCCUGCCAGCCCUAUGUGGUAAAGCCUGUGGUGCCUGUUGCCCCUCCAGAAUUGGUGCCUAUGAAGGUGAAAGAGCCAGAGCCCCAGUACUUUCGCUUCGAAGGUGUGUGGCUGACAGAAACAGGCAUGGCUGUGCUGCGUAACCUGACCAUGUCGCCACUGCACAAGCGGCGCCAGAGGCGAGGCCGUCUGGGCCUCCCAGGCGAAGCAGGGCUGGAGGGUUCUGAGCCCUCUGAUGCCCUUGGCCCUGAUGACAAGAAGGAUGGGGACCUGGAUACCGACGAGCUGCUCAAGGGUGAAGGUGGUGUGGAACACAUGGAGUGUGAAAUUAAACUAGAGGGCCCUGCAAGCCCUGAUGUGGAACCUGGCAAAGAAGAGACUGAAGAAAGCAAAAAACGCAAGCGCAAACCCUAUCGGCCUGGCAUUGGUGGUUUCAUGGUGCGACAACGGAAAUCCCACACACGCGUGAAAAAGGGGCCUGCUGCACAGGCGGAGGUGUUGAGUGGGGAUGGGCAGCCCGACGAGGUGAUGCCUACUGAUCUGCCUGCAGAGGGCUCCAUGGAACAGAACCUCGCUGAUGGGGAUGAGAAGAAGAAGCAGCAGCGACGAGGGCGCAAGAAAAGCAAACUAGAGGAUAUGUUCCCUGUUUACCUGCAGGAAGCCUUCUUUGGGAAGGAGCUGCUGGACCUGAGCCGGAAGGCCCUUUUUGCAGUUGGGGUGAGCCGGCCAACCUUUGGGCUAGGAACCCCAAAAGCCCGUGGGGAUGGAGGCUCAGAUAGGAAGGAGCUCACCACUUCACAGAAAGGAGAUGAUGGUCCAGAUGUUGCAGAUGAAGAAUCCCGUGGCCCCGAGGGCAUGGCUGAUAUACCAGGUCCUGAGGAUGGAGGUGUAAAGGCAUCCCCUGUGCCCAGUGACCCUGAGAAGCCAGGCACCCCAGGUGAAGGGAUGCUUAGCUCUGACUUAGACAGGAUUCCUACAGAAGAACUGCCCAAGAUGGAGUCCAAGGAUCUGCAGCAGCUCUUCAAGGAUGUCCUGGGUUCUGAACGAGAGCAGCAUCUGGGCUGUGGAACCCCUGGCCUAGAAGGCAGCCGUACACCACUGCAGAGGCCCUUUAUCCAAGGUGGACUCCCUCUGGUCAAUCUCCCCUCCAGCAGCCCAAUGGACUCCUAUCCGGGCCUCUGUCAGUCCCCGUUCUUGGAUUCUAGGGAGCGCGGGGGCUUCUUUAGCCCAGAACCCGGUGAGCCAGACAGCCCUUGGACAGGCUCGGGGGGCACCACACCCUCCACCCCCACCACUCCCACCACAGAGGGUGAGGGCGACGGGCUCUCCUAUAAUCAACGGAAUCUGCAGCGCUGGGAGAAGGACGAGGAGUUGGGCCAGCUCUCUACCAUCUCACCUGUGCUCUAUGCCAACAUUAACUUUCCAAAUCUCAAGCAAGAUUACCCAGAUUGGUCUAACCGUUGCAAACAAAUCAUGAAGCUCUGGAGAAAGGUUCCAGCUGCUGACAAAGCCCCCUAUCUGCAAAAGGCCAAAGAUAACAGAGCGGCUCACCGCAUCAACAAGGUGCAGAAGCAGGCUGAGAGCCAGAUCAACAAGCAGACCAAGGUGGGCGACAUAGCCCGUAAGACUGAUCGACCGGCCCUUCAUCUCCGCAUUCCCCCUCAGCCAGGAGCACUGGGCAGUCCGCCCCCUGCCGCGGCCCCCACCAUUUUCAUUGGCAGUCCCACUACCCCCGCCGGCUUGUCUACCUCUGCGGACGGGUUCCUGAAGCCACCAGUGGGCACGGUGCCCGGCCCCGACUCGCCCGGUGAGCUCUUCCUCAAGCUCCCGCCCCAGGUGCCUGCCCAAGUGCCUUCGCAGGACCCCUUUGGACUGGCCCCUGCCUACACCCUGGAGCCCCGCUUCCCUGUGGCACCACCCACUUAUCCCCCCUAUCCGAGUCCGACUGGGGCCCCUGCGCAGCCCCCGAUGUUGGGCGCCUCAUCUCGUCCUGGGACUGGUCAGCCAGGAGAAUUCCGCACUACCCCACCUGGCACCCCUCGACAUCAGCCCUCCACGCCUGACCCCUUCCUCAAACCCCGCUGCCCCUCACUGGACAACCUGGCUGUCCCUGAGAGCCCAGGAGUAGUGGGAGGCAAGGCUUCUGAGCCCUUGCUCUCACCCCCAUCUUUUGGGGAGUCCCGGAAGGCCCUAGAGGUGAAGAAAGAAGAACUUGGGGCAUCCUCUCCUAGCUAUGGACCCCAAAACCUGGGUUUUGUUGACUCACCCUCCUCAGGCCCUCAUCUGGGUGGCCUGGAGUUGAAGGCACCUGAUGUCUUCAAAGCCCCCCUGACCCCUCGGGCAUCUCAGGUAGAGCCCCAGAGCCCAGGUCUGGGCCUACGGCCUCAGGAGCCACCCUCUUCCCAGGCUUUGGCCCCUUCUCCUCCCAGCCACCCAGACAUCUUUCGCCCUGGUCCCUACCCUGAUCCAUAUGCCCAGCCCCCAUUGACUCCUCGGCCCCAGCCACCACCUCCUGAAAGCUGCUGUGCCCUGCCCCCUCGCUCACUGCCCUCUGACCCUUUCUCCCGAGUGCCCGCCAGUCCUCAGUCCCAGUCCAGCUCCCAGUCCCCAUUAACUCCUCGUCCCCUGUCUGCUGAGGCUUUCUGCCCAUCCCCUGUUACCCCUCGCUUCCAGUCCCCUGACCCUUAUUCUCGCCCACCCUCGCGCCCUCAGUCCCGUGACCCAUUUGCCCCAUUGCAUAAGCCACCCCGACCCCAGCCCCCUGAAGUUGCCUUUAAGGCUGGGCCUCUAGCCCACACUCCUCUGGGGGCUGGGGGCUUCCCAGCAGCCCUGCCCUCGGGGCCAGCAGGUGAGCUCCAUGCCAAGGUCCCAAGUGGACAGCCCCCCAAUUUCGCCCGCUCCCCUGGAACGGGUGCAUUUGUGGGCACCCCCUCUCCCAUGCGUUUUACUUUCCCUCAGGCAGUAGGGGAGCCUUCCCUAAAGCCCCCUGUCCCUCAGCCUGGUCUCCCUCCACCCCAUGGGAUCAACAGCCAUUUUGGGCCCGGCCCCACCUUGGGCAAGCCACAAAGCACAAACUACACAGUAGCCACGGGGAACUUCCAUCCAUCAGGCAGUCCGCUGGGGUCCAACAGUGGGUCCACAGGGGAGGGUUAUGGGCUGUCCCCACUACGCCCCGCAUCAGUUCUGCCACCACCUGCACCCGAUGGAUCCCUCUCCUACCUGUCCCAUGGAGCCUCACAGCGGGCAAGCAUCACCUCUCCAGUUGAAAAGCAAGACCCAGGGUCUACAAUGAGUAGCUCUUUGGCAGCACCUGAUCUCCCAGGUACCCAGGACCCAGGCAUGUCCAACCUCAGCCAGACAGAACUGGAGAAACAACGGCAGCGCCAGCGGCUACGGGAGUUGCUGAUUAGGCAGCAGAUCCAGCGCAACACCCUGCGGCAGGAGAAGGAAACGGCUGCAGCAGCUGCAGGUGCAGCAGGGCCCCCAGGCAGCUGGGGUGCUGAGCCCAGCAGCCCUGCCUUUGAGCAGCUGAGUCGAGGCCAGACCCCUUUUACUGGAACCCAGGAUAAGAGCAGCCUUGUGGGGUUACCUCCGAGCAAGCUAGGUGGCCCUAUCCUUGGGCCUGGGGCCUUCCCUACCGAUGAACGACUAUCUCGGCCACCUCCACCAGCCACACCUUCUUCUUUGGACAUGAACAGCCGGCAACUGGUGGGAGGCUCCCAGGCCUUCUAUCAGCGAGGGCCCUAUCCUGCGUCCCUGCCCUUACAGCAGCAACAGCAGCAACAACUGUGGCAGCAGCAGCAGCAGCAGCAGCAGCAGCAGGCAACAACAGCAACCUCCAUGCGACUUGCCAUGUCUACUCGCUUUCCAUCAACUCCUGGACCUGAACUUGGCCGCCAAACAUUAGGUUCUCCCUUGGCGGGAAUUCCCACCCGCCUACCAGGUCCUGCUGAGCCAGUGCCUGGUCCAGCUGGUCCUGCUCAGUUCAUUGAGUUGCGACACAAUGUACAGAAAGGACUAGGACCUGGAGGGGCUCCAUUUCCUGGUCAGGGCCCCCCUCAGAGGCCCCGUUUUUACCCUGUAAAUGAAGAUCCCCAUCGAUUAGCCCCUGAAGGACUUCGAGGCCUGGCAAUAUCAGGUCUUCCCCCACAGAAACCCUCUGUUCCACAAGCCCCUGAAUUGAACAAUAGCCUUCAUCCAACGGUCCACACCAAGAGUCCGGCUUUGCCAGCUGGUUUGGAGCUAGUCAGCCGUCCCCCCUCAAGCACUGAGCUUGGCCGUCCCCCUCCUCUGGCCCUAGAAACUGGGAAAUUACCCUGUGAGGAUUCUGAGCUAGACGACGAUUUUGAUGCCCACAAGGCCUUAGAGGAUGAUGAAGAGCUUGCUCACUUGGGUCUGGGUGUGGAUGUAGCCAAGGGUGAUGAUGAGCUGGGUACCCUGGAAAACCUGGAGACCAAUGAUCCCCACCUGGAUGACCUGCUUAAUGGAGAUGAGUUUGACCUACUGGCAUAUACUGAUCCUGAGCUGGACACAGGGGACAAGAAGGACAUCUUUAAUGAGCACCUAAGACUGGUGGAGUCGGCAAAUGAGAAGGCUGAGCGGGAGGCCCUGCUGCGGGGGGUUGAGCCAGGACCCUUGGGCCCUGAGGAGCGCCCUGCCCCUGCUGCUGAUGCAUCUGAACCCCGCUUAGCAUCUGUACUUCCUGAGGUGAAGCCCAAGGUGGAGGAAGGUGGGCGCCACCCUUCCCCUUGCCAGUUCACCAUUACUGCCCCCAAGGGAGAAUCAGCACCUGCUACAACUUCCCUUGGCCUAGGACUGAAGCCAGGACAGAGUGUGAUGGGUAGCCGGGACACCCGAAUGGGCACAGGACCAUUUUCCAGCGGUGGGCACACAGUUGAGAAGGGUUCCUUUGGGGCCACAGGAGGACCAUCAGCCCACUUGCUGACUCCUAGCCCCUUGAGUGGCCCAGGAGGAUCCUCCUUACUGGAAAAGUUUGAGCUAGAGAGUGGGGCCCUGACCUUGCCUGGUGGACACACAACAUCAGGGGAUGAGCUGGACAAGAUGGAGAGCUCGCUGGUUGCCAGUGAGUUGCCCCUGCUCAUUGAGGACCUGUUGGAACAUGAAAAGAAGGAGCUGCAGAAGAAACAGCAGCUUUCAGCACAGCUGCAACCUGCCCAGCAACAACAGCAACAGCAGCAACAACAACAUCCCCUACUGUCCACACCAGGCCCUGCCCAGGCCCUGCCUUUGCCACAUGAGGGCUCUUCUAGUUUGGCUGGGCCCCAACAACAGCUUGCCCUAGGUCUUGCAGGUGCCCGACAGCCAGGCUUGAGCCAACCACUGAUGCCCACCCAGACACCAGCUCAUGCCCUCCAGCAGCGCCUGGCCCCAUCUAUGGCCAUGGUGUCCAACCAAGGGCAUAUGCUAAGUGGGCAGCAUGGGGGGCAAGCAGGCUUGGUGCCCCAGCAGAGCCCUCAGCCAGUGCUACCACAGAAACCCAUGGGUACCAUGCCACCUUCCAUGUGCAUGAAGCCCCAGCAGUUGGUGAUGCAGCAGCAGCUGGCUAACAACUUCUUCCCAGAUACAGACCUGGACAAAUUUGCUGCAGAAGACAUCAUUGAUCCCAUUGCAAAGGCCAAGAUGGUAGCUUUAAAAGGCAUCAAGAAAGUGAUGGCUCAGGGCAGCAUUGGGGUGGCACCUGGUAUGAACAGGCAGCAAGUGUCACUGCUAGCCCAGAGGCUCUCUGGGGGACCUGGCAGUGAUUUGCAGAACCAUGUGGCACCUGGGAGUGGCCAGGAGCGGAAUGCCAGUGACCCCUCCCAGCCUCGUCCCAACCCACCCACUUUUGCCCAGGGAGUAAUCAAUGAGGCUGAUCAGCGGCAGUAUGAGGAGUGGCUCUUCCAUACCCAACAGCUCCUACAGAUGCAACUGAAGUUGCUAGAGGAGCAGAUUGGUGUGCACCGUAAGUCCCGGAAGGCUCUGUGUGCCAAACAGCGCACUGCCAAAAAGGCUGGCCGUGAGUUCCCAGAAGCUGAUGCUGAGAAGCUCAAACUGGUUACAGAACAGCAGAGCAAGAUCCAGAAACAACUGGAUCAGGUUCGUAAACAGCAGAAGGAGCACACGAAUCUCAUGGCAGAGUAUCGAAACAAGCAGCAACAGCAACAGCAGCAGCAACAACAGCAACAACAGCAGCAACAGCAGCAACAGCACUCAGCUGUGCUAGCUCUCAGCCCUUCUCAGAGUCCUCGGCUACUCACCAAGCUCCCUGGUCAGCUGCUCCCUGGCCAUGGGUUACAGCCACCACAGGGGCCUCCGGGUGGACAAGCUGGAGGUCUUCGCCUGCCUCCUGGGGGUAUGGCACUACCUGGACAGCCUACUGGCCCAUUCCUCAACACAGCCCUGGCCCAACAGCAGCAACAGCAACAUUCUGGUGGGGCUGGAUCCUUGGCUGGUGCCUCAGGGGGCUUCUUUCCUGGCAACCUUGCUCUUCGAAGCCUAGGACCUGACUCAAGGCUUUUACAGGAAAGGCAGCUGCAGCUGCAGCAGCAACGCAUGCAGCUGGCUCAGAAAUUACAGCAGCAGCAACAGCAGCAGCAACACCUCCUAGGACAGGUGUCAGUUCAGCAGCAACAGCAACAGGGUCCUGGGGUACAAGCAAACCAGACUCUGGGUCCCAAGCCCCAGGGUCUUCUGCCUCCUGGCAGCCACCAGGGCCUCCUGGUGCAGCAGUUGUCCCCACAACCACCCCAGGGGUCCCAAAGUAUGUUGGGUCCUUCCCAGGUGGCAGUGUUGCAGCAGCAGCACCCUGCAGCUUUGGGUCCUCAGGGCCCUCACAGACAGGUGCUUAUGACCCAGUCCCGGGUGCUGAGUUCCCCCCAGCUGACACAGCAGGGUCAUGGCCUUAUGGGACACCGGCUGGUCACAGCCCAACAGCAGCAGCAGCAGCAACAACAGCAGCAGCAACAACAACACCAACAGCAGGGAUCCAUGGCAGGGCUUUCCCAUCUUCAGCAGGGCCUGAUAUCACACAGUGGUCAGCCCAAACUGAGCACUCAGCCUCUGGGCUCCUUACAGCAGCAGCAGCUUCAACAACAGCAGCAACAGCAACUACAGCAGCAGCAGCAGCAACAGCAGCAACAGCAGCUUCAACAGCAGCAGCAGCAGCUUCAACAGCAACAGCAGCAACAACUUCAGCAACAGCAGCAACAGCUUCAGCAGCAGCAGCAGCAGCAGCAGCAGCAGCAACAACAACUUCAGCAACAGCAGCAGUUACAACAGCAACAACAGCAGCUGCAGCAGCAGCAGCAGCAACAGCACCAGAUGGGCCUCUUGAACCAGAGUCGAACUUUAUUAUCUCCUCAGCAACAGCAGCAGCAGCAGGUGACACUUGGCCCUGGCAUGCCAGCCAAGCCUCCUCAACAUUUUUCUAGCUCUGGAGCCCUAGGCCCAACCCUCCUCCUGACGGGCAAGGAACAAAACAUUGUAGAGACCGCUCUUCCUUCAGAAGUCACCGAAGGGCCCUCAACACAUCAAGGAGGGCCAUUAGGAAUAGGGACUGCACCUGAGUCAUUGGCUACUGAGCCAGGAGAGGUAAAGCCCUCCCUCUCUGGGGACUCACAACUCUUGCUGGUCCAACCCCAGGCCCAGCCUCAGCCCAACUCUCUGCAGCUGCAGCCACCUCUGAGGCUCCCGGGACAACCUCAGCAGCAAGUUAACUUGCUACACGCAGCAGGUGCAGGAAGCCAUGGGCAACUAGGCAGUGGACCAUCCUCUGAGGCUUCAUCUAUGCCCCACUUGCUGGCCCAGCCCUCUGUUUCCUUAGGGGAACAGCCUAUGCCCAUGACCCAGAACCUUCUGGGGCCACAACAGCCCCUUGGGCUAGAGAGACCCAUGCAAAAUAAUACAGGGCCACAGCCUUCCAAAGCAGGAUCUGGCGCCCAGUCUGGGCAGGGUCUGCCUGGGGUUGGAGUCAUGCCUACAGUGGGUCAACUUCGAGCACAGCUCCAAGGAGUUCUGGCCAAAAACCCACAGCUGCGGCACUUGAGUCCUCAGCAGCAGCAGCAACUACAGGCCCUCCUCAUGCAGCGGCAGCUGCAGCAGAGUCAGGCCGUUCGCCAGACUCCACCCUACCAGGAGCCUGGAACCCAACCCUCUCCCCUGCAGGGCCUCUUGGGCAGCCAUCCUCAACCUGGGGGUUUCCCUGGAUCCCAGACAGGCCCCCUCCAGGAGCUAGGGGCAGGGCCUAGACCUCAGGGCCCACCCCGGCUCCCUACCCCACAAGGAGCCUUAUCCACAGGACCAGUCCUUGGCCCUGUCCAUCCCACACCUCCACCAUCCAGUCCCCAAGAGCCAAAGAGAUCUUCACAAUUACCUUCCCCCAGUGCCCAGCUCACCCCUACCCAUCCAGGGACCCCAAAGCCCCAGGGGCCAACCUCAGAGCUGCCUCCUGAGAGGGUCUCACCUGCUGCUGCCCAGCUUGUGGAUACCUUCUUUUGCAAGGGGCUGGGACCUUGGGAUCCCCCAGACAACCUAGCAGAAGCCCAGAAGCUAGAGCAGAGCAGCCUGGUACCUGGGCAUCUGGAGCAGGUGAAUGGACAAGUGGUACCUGAGCCACCCCAACUCAGCAUCAAGCAGGAACCUCGGGAAGAGCCAUGUGCCCUGGGACCCCAGGCAGUGAAGAGGGAGGCCAAUGGGGAGCCAAUAGGGACAUCAGGUACCAGCAACCACCUCCUGCUGGCAGGCUCCCGCUCAGAGGCAGGGCAUCUGCUCUUGCAGAAGCUUCUACGAGCAAAGAAUGUGCAACUCGGCGCUGGGCGGGUGCCUGAGGGGCUGCGAGCUGAGAUCAACGGGCACAUUGACAGCAAGCUGGCAGGGCUGGAACAGAAACUACAGGGUACCCCCAACAACAAGGAGGAUGCGGCAGCAAGGAAGCCUUUGACACCAAAGCCCAAGCGGGUACAGAAGGCAAGCGACAGGUUGGUGAGCUCCCGAAAGAAACUGCGGAAGGAGGAUGGUGUCAGGGCCAACGAGGCCCUGUUGAAACAGCUAAAACAGGAGCUGUCCUUGCUGCCCCUGACGGAACCUACCAUCACUGCCAAUUUUAGUCUCUUUGCUCCCUUUGGCAGUGGCUGCCCAGUCAGUGGGCAGAGCCAGCUGAGAGGGGCCUUUGGAAGUGGGGCACUGUCCAGCAGCCCUGACUACUAUUCCCAGCUGCUUACCAAGAAUAACCUGAGUAACCCGCCGACACCACCCUCGUCGCUGCCCCCCACCCCACCCCCAUCGGUGCAGCAGAAGAUGGUAAAUGGUGUCACUCCUUCUGAAGAGCUGGGGGAGCACCCCAAGGACACAGCCUCUUCCCGGGACACUGAAGGAGCACUGAGGGAUGCUUCAGAGGUGAAGAGUGUAGACCUGCUGGCUGCCUUGCCCACACCCCCCCACAAUCAGACUGAGGAUGUCAGGAUGGAGAGUGAUGAGGACAGUGAUUCUCCUGACAGCAUUGUGCCGGCAUCGUCCCCCGAGAGCAUCCUGGGGGAGGAGGCCCCUCGUUUCCCUCAGCUGGGCUCAGGCCGGUGGGAGCAGGAUGACCGAGCCCUCUCUCCUGUCAUCCCAAUCAUUCCUCGGGCUAGCAUCCCAGUCUUCCCAGAUACCAAACCUUAUGGGACCCUCGACUUAGAGGUCCCUGGAAAGCUGCCUGCCACAACUUGGGAAAAGAGCAAAGGAAGUGAGGUGUCAGUCAUGCUGACAGUUUCAGCUGCUGCAGCCAAGAAUCUUAAUGGUGUGAUGGUGGCAGUGGCAGAGCUGCUAAGCAUGAAGAUCCCCAACUCCUAUGAGGUGCUGUUUCCAGAGAGCCCUGCCAGGGCAAGCAUUGAGCCUAAGAAGGGAGAAGCCGAGGGCCCUGGUGGGAAAGAAAAGGGUCUGGGCGUCAAGAGUUCAGAUGCUGGCCCUGAUUGGCUAAAGCAGUUUGACGCAGUGUUGCCUGGCUACACCCUUAAGAGCCAGCUAGACAUCUUGAGCCUCCUGAAACAGGAGAGCCCCGCUCCAGAGCCGGCCACCCAGCACAGCUACACCUACAACGUCUCCAAUCUGGAUGUGCGACAGCUCUCUGCUCCGCCUCCUGAAGAACCCUCCCCACCCCCAUCCCCCUUGGCACCCUCCCCUGCCAGCCCUCCUGCUGAACCCCUGGUUGAACUUGCAACUGAACCCUCAGCUGACCCACCAAUGCCCUCACCCUUGCCUUUGGCCUCAUCCCCCGAAUCAGCCCGGCCUAAGCCCCGAGCCCGGCCCCCUGAAGAAGGUGAAGAUUCCCGUUCCCCUCGCCUCAAGAAGUGGAAAGGGGUGCGCUGGAAGAGGCUGAGGCUGCUUCUGACCAUCCAGAAGGGCAAUGGGCGGCAGGAGGAUGAGCGGGAAGUGGCAGAGUUUAUGGAACAACUUGGCACAGCCUUGCGGCCUGACAAGGUGCCCCGCGACAUGCGGCGCUGCUGCUUCUGUCAUGAGGAGGGGGAUGGGGCCACUGAUGGUCCUGCCCGCUUGCUAAACCUGGACCUGGACCUGUGGGUACACCUCAACUGUGCUCUGUGGUCCACGGAAGUAUAUGAGACCCAGGGUGGGGCGCUUAUGAAUGUGGAGGUUGCCCUGCACCGAGGACUGCUAACCAAGUGCUCCCUGUGCCAGCGAACUGGUGCCACCAGCAGCUGUAAUCGCAUGCGUUGCCCCAAUGUCUACCACUUUGCCUGUGCCAUCCGCGCCAAGUGCAUGUUCUUUAAGGACAAGACCAUGCUGUGUCCUAUGCAUAAGAUCAAGGGGCCCUGUGAGCAGGAGCUCAGCUCAUUUGCUGUCUUCCGGCGGGUCUACAUUGAACGGGAUGAGGUGAAGCAGAUUGCUAGCAUCAUCCAGCGGGGAGAGCGGCUUCACAUGUUCCGUGUAGGGGGCCUUGUGUUCCAUGCCAUUGGACAGCUGCUCCCUCACCAGAUGGCUGACUUCCACAGUGCCACUGCCCUCUAUCCUGUGGGCUAUGAGGCCACACGCAUCUACUGGAGCCUCCGCACUAACAAUCGCCGCUGCUGCUACCGAUGCUCCAUUGGAGAGAACAAUGGGCGGCCUGAGUUUAUAAUCAAAGUCAUGGAGCAGGGCCUGGAAGAUCUGGUCUUCACUGAUGCCUCUCCACAGGCUGUGUGGAAUCGCAUCAUCGAGCCAGUGGCUGCCAUGAGAAAAGAAGCUGACAUGCUGCGACUCUUCCCUGAGUACCUAAAAGGCGAGGAGCUCUUUGGGCUGACGGUGCAUGCCGUGCUUCGCAUAGCUGAAUCACUGCCUGGGGUGGAGAGCUGUCAAAACUAUUUAUUCCGCUAUGGGCGCCACCCCCUGAUGGAGCUGCCACUCAUGAUCAACCCCACUGGCUGUGCCCGAUCGGAGCCUAAAAUCCUCACACACUACAAACGGCCCCAUACCCUGAACAGCACCAGCAUGUCUAAGGCAUAUCAGAGCACCUUCACAGGCGAAACCAACACACCAUACAGCAAGCAGUUUGUGCACUCGAAGUCAUCUCAGUACCGGCGCCUGCGCACCGAGUGGAAGAACAAUGUGUAUCUGGCUCGCUCCCGUAUCCAGGGCCUGGGGCUCUAUGCAGCCAAGGAUCUAGAAAAGCACACUAUGGUCAUCGAGUACAUUGGCACCAUCAUUCGCAAUGAGGUGGCCAACCGGCGGGAGAAAAUAUAUGAAGAGCAGAAUCGAGGCAUCUACAUGUUCCGAAUAAACAAUGAACAUGUCAUUGAUGCUACGUUGACUGGAGGCCCUGCCAGGUACAUUAACCAUUCCUGUGCCCCUAACUGUGUGGCAGAAGUCGUGACAUUUGACAAGGAGGACAAAAUCAUUAUCAUCUCUAGCCGGCGAAUCCCCAAAGGAGAGGAGCUAACCUAUGACUAUCAGUUUGAUUUUGAGGAUGAUCAGCACAAGAUCCCCUGUCACUGUGGAGCCUGGAAUUGUCGAAAAUGGAUGAACUAAGAAGCUUUGAGGCUACCAGGCAGGGGAGUCUCCCCACCCCCAACCUCUUCCCUGAAAGGGAUGAGGGGGAAGAGAGGUAGCAGCCAGAGCCAGGACCCAGGGCAGGGGCUGCCGACUGACCGGAGCCCCUGGAGCAAGAGGCUGGGGCAGAGGGCCCCUUAGGCCACGCCCACCCUGGGCACCAGGGACAACCCUCUUCCCCGCCACUGACCCUCAGGCUGGCAUCUCUGCCCCCAGCUCCAGGAGGGGCCAGACAGAAGCAGCCAUUGGGCAUCUCAGGUUUGAGGGGGAUAUGGGCCGGGAACUACCCAGAAGCAUCUGGGAGGCAGCAGGGAGCGGGGAGGAGGAUGUGUGGCCGGGCCUCACAGCCCUGCUGCUCCCACUGACCUCUCCGGCCCAACUCAAGGCUGCAAAGAGACUUGACUAAGCUUGACAAUCCCAAAGGCCGGGUCCCACACCUGGCCCUGCCUGCCGGGUCCUGCCCCCACCCUCACCCCCAACUCCUUCCCUCUCUUAUCUGUCUCUGUCUCCCUCUUUCCUCUGUGUUUCUGUCUCUCUAUGGGUUGUGUUUCCUUGUUUUCCACUCUGACAAAUGCAACAUGAACGGGAAAGAGGCGCCCAGCUUCCCAGGAGGGCAAGCUGGGCAAGCCGGGCAAGGAGACCCCGCACCCACACCUACCUCAUUUAAGUGUUGGAUUUUUUGCUGUUUUGAAAUGUGAGACCCUCUCCAAGCCCCUACUGCCCCAACCCUCUCCCCCACCUCACUGCCCUCUUCUGAGUGGGUGGAAAGGGGGUAGGAGGAGGAAGAAAAACAACAACAAAAAAUCCAUCUUUGUUUUUAAUUAUGGGCAUGGGAUGGUGGUUGAGGCAAAUGGUGAUGAAGAUUGGGGAUGACUGGCCCCUAGUUGCUCUAGGACUUCCUUCUCCAUCUGGACAUGGGGCAGGAGGGGUGUGCUAAACCUAGGACCAGGAUAUCUCCCUCCUGUUUUCCUAACCUCAUCAUGAGCCCAUUUGCCCUCCAGCCCCUGGAUGGGUGGGUGGGGGGCAGGGUGAGGGCUAUCCCUGAGUGGCAUGCCCAUACCCAGUGAGGCAGGGUGUGGCCCGGAGCUCCCACUUUCCCUCAGUCACCAAACUGCUGCUGGUCUGGUGGGAAGGGGUGGUGAUGUGGGGGUGGGGAGCUUAGUGUCAGCGCGGGGAGGGUGGGGGGUAUUUAUCUAUUUAUACAUGGGAUUGUACAUAGUCUUGUGGGGCAUGGGGGAGCCGGCUGGAGGUGAGAACCCUCCCCUCUCCCCCCACCCCCGGGGAGAGCAAAUGUAAAACUACUAAUUUUUGUGCUUUAUAUAUUCUAUAUAAAUAUAUCUAUUUUCUUUUUACAAAACCAGUUUAUAAAUGGUAGGGGGGUGUGGGGCGGACACAUGGAGCUCCCCUUGUGGGGGGGCCCACUCCAUUACCCAACCUACCGCCCUUUUCCUCACCCCCCCUUCCCACCCCCUGGCUGUGACUGCUGUAAGGUGAGGGUAUAGAGAGAGGCUGGGCCGCCUCCCUCUCCAUUGUAUAGUUGGACUAUUAUAACGCACAAAAGUGAGCUGGCCCCAGGGGGAGCCAGAGGGUGAUGGGUUCCCUGCCCCCUUUCCUUCCCCUUUCUGCCCAAGCUUGUGCUGCAGUUGAACCUCUUCCUGGGGGUAGGGGUAGGUAGGGGGUAGGUGAAGCCCCAGACCCCUCUCUGGUAGGGAGCCUUGGAAUGAAGAUAAAACUUAUAUGCAGUUCUCUCCUAGGGGCUGUGGGCAAAGGGCAUUUUGUAAUUAAUAUUUUCAAGAAUCAGAUGUCUGGAGUGUAGGGGUGGGCUUGGUGGUGGCAGAUGGGCAGGCCUGCUGGAGGGGGAGCAUGGUCGCUGUUGUGAUUUUAGGUUUGUUUUUGUUUUGUUUUGAAUUUGGGGGGUUGUGGAUUGAUGGGGGUAGGGAGAUUUCUUUCUUUUCUUUUUUUCUUUUCUUUUUUUUUUUUUUUUUUUAAAGCUGCUUCCUCAACUGUUUCAAGCUGCAAAUGUUUAAGAGAAUAACACCCCCGACUCCCACAGGAAUCACUGUAAUUAGAUCAGGCAGUGGGGAGACUGGGCUGCUGCCCCUAGAGCCACAGCCCUUGGUCUCUCUUUCUGAGAUCAAAAAGGUCUAGGCCACUGGGACGGGGAGAUUGGCUGCAGUCAAACUCUGGUCAGGGCUUGGGCCUUAAGAUUGGGCAAAGGGGAUGGGGCAGACUUUGUAAGCAUAUGCUAGGUAUCCGAUAGUCCUGUAGAAUUUAGUGAAGAAUCCUUAUACAGUUUUUAAUUUUUAUAUAAACUAUAACUCAGACCCAAGCUGCAAGGUUGGAAUUUUGGUUGUUGGUUUUUUUAAGUACCCUGCCUGUAUAAUUGCAUCACAAUUCCCUCCCCACCCCACUCCCCCCGUUUGUAUUUUGGGUUGGUUUACACUUGCACAUACUCAAUUUUCAGUUUUUCCCCUGUACCGCCUUCUACCCUCACCUCCAGGACCCUCCCCCUUUUUAAAAAAAAAUAAAUCGCUGACAAGUGUGAAUCCCGUGAAGACUUUAUUUUGUGUUGUGUGUAUCCUGUACAGCAAGGUUGGUCCUUCGUAACAACGGAUGAAAUGGUUCCCUUUUUUUUAAAGCGCCCUCUCUCCCUCCACCCCCAGCGCCCCUGUCCUUGGCAUGUUUUGUAUCAGCGAUCAUUCUGAACUGUACAUAAUUUAUGUUGCGAGAGGCAAAGGGCAAGUUUUGGAUUUUGCUUCUUCCAAGUUUGUUUUUAAACGACAAAUAAAAAAAGAACAUUUUAAAUAUAAGCGGCUCCGUUCCGUGACCCUCGCCGUCAACCGGAUACGUGAGGUCCGCGAGGACCCGGGGGAGGGCGGUUAUCCAGGCAAGGCCACCCCCGGAAGGGGGGACUCCUCCCGUCUGUGCGUACGUUCUGCCGUGACGUAGGCGGAAGUGGCGUCGCAGCACCGGACAUGGGGCGGGGCGUGCCCUGAGCGAGCUUCCUAAAGUGAAAGGAUAAGGCCGGUGCCCCUUGCGAUGGAGACGGUUACUUCAGAUAGCUCCCCUGCUCUGGAAAAUGAGCAUCCUCAAGAUUCAGCUUCUAGAAUACUGAAAGACUUCACCCUCCAAGCUUGAAAUUGAAUAGUUCUUCUCUCCAGAGUCCCCUUGAGGGGAAUGCCCCAAAAAUAGACCCCGGAAUCGAACAAUAGCGUGUAUACUUCCUUCAUGAAGUCUCAUCGCUGCUAUGACCUGAUUCCCACAAGCUCCAAAUUGGUUGUAUUUGAUACUUCCUUGCAGGUG
This is a messenger RNA of Marmota monax (woodchuck), 20237 nucleotides long. RefSeq names its product lysine methyltransferase 2D (gene Kmt2d). The record is from RefSeq and is a predicted model, not a curated record. Gene Ontology annotation, molecular function: histone binding; transcription coactivator activity; histone H3K4 methyltransferase activity. Gene Ontology annotation, cellular component: nucleus; MLL3/4 complex. The transcript is spliced from 58 exons. Bases 177 to 16913 code for a protein of 5578 amino acids. Gene Ontology annotation, biological process: positive regulation of transcription by RNA polymerase II. NCBI's taxonomy places the organism in Eukaryota, Metazoa, Chordata, Mammalia, Rodentia, Sciuridae.